Messenger RNA from Puntigrus tetrazona (Sumatra barb), 3041 nucleotides. RefSeq names its product glucosidase, alpha; neutral C (gene ganc). Gene Ontology annotation, biological process: N-glycan processing; carbohydrate metabolic process. Gene Ontology annotation, molecular function: alpha-1,4-glucosidase activity; carbohydrate binding. The record is from RefSeq and is a predicted model, not a curated record. The transcript is spliced from 24 exons. NCBI's taxonomy places the organism in Eukaryota, Metazoa, Chordata, Actinopteri, Cypriniformes, Cyprinidae. Bases 99 to 2822 code for a protein of 907 amino acids.
GCGCGCCCCCUUGGGGUAAUUUUACUUGGCGUCGCAUCCUAUUUAUUGGCGAGGGUUAGAACACGCUUCAGAUAACUUCCUCUUCGUUUGGCGGAAUCAUGGAGGUGAACGCUUCAGCUGAAUCUUCCGAGAGUAUUGUACCGGGUGUUGAAGAGAAGUUUAAGAAAAACCAUGACAUACUCUUCUAUAGGAGACAGAGAGAUAAAGAAGCGACCCAGUACUUUGCCUCCUUCGAAACUUUGGUAGUCACAGAUGGAGGAGUCAGUCUGGAGCUCUGUGAACGGGACUCUCAGGAUCGUCUGUGUCUUCAAAUACGAGCAACACAAAGUGGAACGGUCAGAGUGUCUCUUGAUGAGCUACAGCCGAUAAAACCACGCUACCGUGUUUCAGAUGUAUUGGUUGGAGAGUUGAGAUAUGAGCCACUGAGAGUUCACUGGAAGAGAGAGGACUGUGUUUGUCUAACUUGGGGUCCGGGACAGUACAAGCUGUUGGUUUCCUUUUCUCCUUUCAAACUGGAGAUUUCCCGUGACGGAGAGGAGAUUGUGACUCUCAAUCCAGAAAACAAGCUCUACUUUGAGACUCUUCAAGAUCCAGCUAGGUCCUCUUCAGAUUCAUGCCAGGACGAUGAAAAUCAGUGUGGGCUGUGGAAGGAAACCUUCAGAGAGUUUGAGGAUAUCAAAGCAAAUGGCCCUAGUUCUGUGGGGAUGGACUUAAGCCUCCACGGUUUCAAGCAUACGUAUGGUCUUCCUGAACAUGCCGAUACCCUGGUGUUGAAGGACACAAGUGUCACAGAGGCGUAUCGGCUGUACAACUUGGAUGUGUUUGGCUAUGAAAUCACUAGCAGGUUGGGUCUUUAUGGUUCUGUCCCCUUCCUGCUAGCUCACAAGCCAGAGAGGACAGCUGGAGUGUUCUGGCUGAACGCCUCCGAGACGCUGGUUGAUGUCGAGUACAACCCAAAGCCAAAUGAGGGUGAUGAAGAACCUCCAGGGAAGAAAAGCAAGAUCUCAUCACAGACUGAUGUAAGAUGGAUAUCAGAGAGUGGCACAAUCGACUGCUUCAUUUUGCUUGGGCCCACAGCUGCCGAGGUGUUCUCUCAGUAUGCUCAACUUACAGGCUACCAGGCUCUUCCUCCACUCUUCUCUUUGGGUUAUCACCAAUGCCGCUGGAACUACGAGGAUGAGGCAGAUGUGAAAGAAGUGGACGCUGGAUUUGAUCUCCACAGUAUCCCAUAUGAUGUUAUAUGGUUGGACAUAGAGCACACUAAUGGAAAGCGCUACUUCACCUGGGAUUCUGAGCUUUUUCCAAACCCAGCAGAACUACAGCGUCACAUUCAGAAGAAGAACAGGAAGCUGGUCGUUAUUAGUGAUCCUCACAUCAAGAUUGAUCCUGAUUGGACGCUUUACUGUGAAGCUAAAGAAGGGGGCCAUUUUGUGAAGAACAGAGAAGGCGCCGUUUAUGAAGGAAAAUGUUGGCCCGGUGAAUCCUGUUAUUUGGACUUCUGUAGCUCAAAGACAAGGUCGUGGUAUGCCAGACAGUUCUCUCUAAGCAAAUAUGAAGGCUCAACGGAGUCUUUGUUUGUGUGGAACGACAUGAAUGAACCGUCCGUCUUUAACGGGCCAGAGCAGACAAUGCCCAAAGAUGCCGUGCACCACGGAGGAUGGGAACACCGGGAACUACACAACUUAUAUGGUUUUUAUCAGCAUAUGGCUACAUUUGAGGGCUUAUUAACUCGGUCAGGUGGCGUGGAGAGGCCAUUUGUCCUUUCACGCUCUUUCUUUGCUGGGUCUCAAAGAUUAGGUGCUGUCUGGACCGGGGACAAUGCCGCUACUUGGGAGCACUUGAAGAUUUCAAUACCCAUGCUGCUGUCACUGAGUUUGACAGGAGUACAUUUUUGUGGAGCUGAUGUAGGGGGCUUUGUGCAGGAUCCAGACCCUGAGCUUCUGGUCCGCUGGUACCAAGCAGGUGCUCUUCAGCCAUUUUUCAGGGGACACUCUGAUAAAAAGACCAAGCGGCGUGAGCCCUGGCUGUUUGGGGACGAAGUGACCACCGCGAUCCGAUCUGCUGUUCAGGACAGAUACCGUCUCCUGCCGUACUGGUACACUCUGUUUCACCAAGCGCACACUUCAGCGCUGCCUCCCAUCAGACCUCUUUGGGUAGAGUUUCCCAACGAUACAAGCACAUUUGCUGUGGAGAGCCAGUACAUGAUUGGCCGUGCUCUCCUUGUGUGCCCCGUGACGGAUCCUGGGGUCACAGAGGUCAAGGUUCUGCUCCCAGGGUCUGAUGAGCUGUGGUACGACACACACACGGCAGCGGCACACAAGGGGGCCAGAACUCUGGAUCUGCCUGUCACUCUGAACACUGUGCCCGUGUUCCAGCGAGGCGGGACAGUGGUGCCUAGGAGAGUGGGUUGUGGGUCCAGUACAGCAGACUUACAGCAGCAUCCGAUCACGCUCACUGUGGCCCUGGAUAGUAAGGGCAAUGCUGAUGGAUUUCUUUAUCUGGAUGAUGGUCACUCUUUUAGUUACAGAGACCAAAUGCAGUUCUGUCUGCGCCGUUUCACCGUGCGAGCUGGCAAGCUUGUCAACAGAGCUCAACAUGCCGUUCUCCCCGUGCCGUGUCUUUUCAGCUGUGCUGAUGAUCAAGGCUCGUUUAUCUCGGAUGACAAAGUGGAAUCAGUGGUCAUUCUUGGUCUGAAUAGCUUGAAAAGAAAACCAAAGCUCAAAUCAGGUUCGGUCACGUUUGACUUUGAUGCAAAGCGAGGUGUGUUAACUUUAACUGGACUGGACCUAGAAAUACACAAAGACUGGGAAAUAGCGAUAUAGCGGAAUGCCGUGAUAGGUGUUGUGUUCUUAUGUGUAAUUGUGAUCGGCUGAGAAACAAGCUCGACUCGCGUGACCUGCCAGAGCCAACGCGCAACGCUUGAUUUAUUAGACAUUUUCCUUUGCCGUACUUUCGUGAGACUGUAGAGGUGAAAUACGUUUUCAAAAUAAGAAACACUGCAAAAAAAAUGUAAAUUCUAAAUAAAGACUUGCCAAAGAGUA